This is a messenger RNA of Apaloderma vittatum (bar-tailed trogon), 410 nucleotides long. RefSeq names its product leukocyte cell-derived chemotaxin-2-like. The annotation marks the transcript as partial. The transcript has 3 exons. The record is from RefSeq and is a predicted model, not a curated record. NCBI's taxonomy places the organism in Eukaryota, Metazoa, Chordata, Aves, Trogoniformes, Trogonidae.
CUGCUGCAGCGCAAUGGGCAAAAAUCUGCUCAAGUCAAUCUGCAAACAAAAUCAGAGGCUGUGACUCCCAUGGCUGCGGUGGCUACAAUGACCCCAGAGGAGGGAGGAAGCACCGGGGAGUGGAUGUGGUGUGCCAGGAUGGCUCUGUAUUGUACUCGCCCUUCACGGGGAAUAUCAACAGACAAGUCAGGCCCUACGGAAACGGCAACGCCAUCGACAAUGGAGUCCAGCUCUCAGGAUCAGGAUUCUGCAUUAAGAUGUUUUACAUCAAACCCAUCAAGUACAGCGGCCCCAUAAAGAAGGGAGAGAAAAUAGGUGUCCUGCUGCCCAUGCAAAGGGUCUACCGAGGAAUUAUAUCCCACGUCCACAUCCAAAACUGUGACUUAACAGACCCUACUCCCUACCUGUAA